This is a messenger RNA of Petromyzon marinus (sea lamprey), 1592 nucleotides long. It is a transcript of the gene MZT1, whose product is annotated as mitotic spindle organizing protein 1. Gene Ontology annotation, biological process: microtubule nucleation by interphase microtubule organizing center; mitotic spindle assembly; gamma-tubulin complex localization. The record is from RefSeq and is a predicted model, not a curated record. Gene Ontology annotation, cellular component: centrosome; spindle; gamma-tubulin ring complex. Lineage: Eukaryota; Metazoa; Chordata; Hyperoartia; Petromyzontiformes; Petromyzontidae.
UCCCAACCCUACAACGUUGCAGGCAGGAGGCAUCGAUCGUCGAUUCCGCGUCACUCCCUCCCCCCUCCCUCCUCCCCUUGAUCACCGGAGGAGGCCAUGGCGGAGCAGGCGGCCGAGCGGAUCAACUCGGCGCGGGAGACGCUGGACACGCUAAUGGAGAUGUCGCGGCUGCUCAACACGGGGCUGGACGCGGAGAGCCUGGCGGUGUGCGUGAGGCUGUGCGAGCAGGGAGUGAACCCCGAGGCUCUCGCCAGCGUCAUCCGGGAAUUGCGGCGCGAAGCUGAGGCACUGCGGGCUGCGGAGAACACCGUGGGUGGGAGGCCCGGGUGAAAAUCACCGCAGCGAGAAAACCCCAGGGGGAACUUGACGGUGCCUGCUCCAUUUCACCCCCACCCGUCGACCGCGAUGAAUCCAUGACCUCUCCACACAAGACGCUGCGUGCACGUUGUGUUGCGGGUUGCUUCAAACUCCAGUCCUCGUGACCCACCACAGUUCCUUGUUCAGCGAUCUUCUCUGUUCAAAGGCAACCCGUGUCCCUUACAUGCUGCACGAGCCCAAUAAUUGCUAAACGGUAGUCACCAUGUAACGUAGAGAGCGCUUCUUAAUCGGCAUGCUUCAUAUUUUGAUAGGGCACGACCAAAGAUCCUCCGCAUAGCCUGUAAACAAACUCGUGAGGUAAGUGCUGCUCGCGAGCACUUCUGAAGACUGGCACGGCACGCGAGGAGAUGGGUGGCCGGUUCCAAGCCCGACCACUUUUACCUCCCCUGGGCUGAUAUCAUACUGCACUAGCUACUAAUUUAAGGCUGAGUCAAACUGAAGGAGGCCCAGGAUCUUUGAGAUAUAAUGUGGAACACAUGUAUACACACACUUGAGACCUGGCUCUUAUUUUGAAUGUGACGGACAUGCACACACCUCUGAUUUUGAAUUGGCAGUCUCUACAUCACGUGUGACAACAAGAACGACAACAGUCAUUACUGGCGUCACCUUGCCGCUCGUGCCGCUAUAUAAAUGCGAAGUGUGGAAGGCGUCGCUGGCAGGAAGUAACACGGGACAGACCCAGGUGUUAUUGGUUACUUGACUGAGGUGCCUUGCACCUUUGCUCCCCACGCCGCUCCCCACACCGUUCCCGACUUGUCGUGUGAUGCACAGAUCUUAAUUUGAACGGGCCCUCUUGCGCGUCCCACGGAAUGCAUUUUCUCAGUCACCGGGCUCCUUCGUGCAGCUCGUAACCUCUCGGAAUUUUGUUGCAACGGUGUGACACCGGUACACUUGCAAAGAAGUGCCGUGCUGGGUCACGGGGACUGGUAGUUUCGGGGGAAGGGGGGGUGAGGGGGGGGGAACCCUGGACUUGGUGAUUUCCAUAGCACACUUUGAGCACAGCUUGCAUAAAUCCUGCACGUUCACUCCCUUGCGCACACGGCGGUAUCAGCAGCAGCAGCUGUUCCAUGCCCGUGACAGCCUGGGAGGGAGUCGCCCACCUUUUGUCGUGCUGUUCUAGCUGGCAAUUUCCUCCCUAACAAUGUCACCCGCGAGUACGUUCCGCGAUGGGUUUUGAUGUCGCGUGUUUGUAAAUAAAAGCCCGUUUCUACUUA